This is a messenger RNA of Babesia microti strain RI, 1722 nucleotides long. The record is from the annotation of a RefSeq genome assembly. NCBI's taxonomy places the organism in Eukaryota, Apicomplexa, Aconoidasida, Piroplasmida, Babesiidae.
AUGAAUUAUUAUUUUAAUUUAAAUAAUUAUAAUUAUAUAAAUUUUUUUAAUUAUAAAAAUAAAUUAUUAGAUUUUAGAAAUUUUGAUUAUUAUUUAAAAUUUAAUUUAUUUAAAUAUAUAAAUAAAUGUUUAUAUCUACAAAAAAUUUAUAAAGAUAUAAUAUUUAAUAAUAUAAAAUUUAAUAUUUUUAAUAAUAUUUUAUUAAAUUUGAAUUUUAAUUAUAUAUAUAAUAAAUUAUUUAAUAUUAAUAUAACUGAAAUAGAUAGGUUUGAUUUAAAUAAUAUUUAUAUUAAAGAUUUAAAUAAAUUAUUUAUAAAUGAUAAUAAUUAUUGUAUAGAUAUAAAAAAUUAUAAAGAAUUUUAUUUUAUAAAUUAUUAUUUAGUUCUGUAUGAAAUAUAUUAUAAUAAUAUAAUUUUUUUAAUUCAAUGUAACACUAAUAAUAGUGAUAAUUAUAAUAAAUUUUUAGAUAUUUAUAAUAUAAUAAAUUUAUUUAUAAAAGAUAAUAAAUUUAUAAAAUAUAUAAUAUGUAGUAAUUAUAACAUAAUUAUUAGUAAAAUUAAUAAUAUUUAUAAUAAUAAAUUUUAUAAAAAAUUAAAAAUUAAUAAUUAUACUAAUAAUAUUAAUUAUUUUUUACUAAAUAAAAUUAUUAUUAAUAAAAUUAAUAAUAUAAAUAUUUUUAAUAAUUUUAUAUUUAAUGAUUUAUUAAAAAAUAAUUAUAAUAAUAAUUUUUUAAUAUUAAAUAAUAUAAAUUUUAAUAAUAAUUUAUAUCAUUAUAAUAAAAUAAAUAUAUUUAAUAAUUAUAUAAAAUUAAAUAAUAUUAUAAAUUUUAAUAAUAUAAUUAAUACUUUUAAAGAAAAUAAAAAAUUUGAUAAAUAUAUAUCAAAUUUUAUAUUUGGUCAAGAAAAUCAAUUACAUAAAUUAUCUACUGUAGAUAUAAAUAAAAUUUUUAGUAAAAAAGAAAUUAAUAGUAUUAAACCUAUAGGUAGUUGGAUUAUAUGUGGUCCUAGUGGUACAGGUAAAACAGAGUUAGCUAAAAUUAUAUCUAAGUUAUUAUAUAAUAAUAAAUUAAAAUUUAUUAAAUUUGAUAUGAGUGAGUUUAUGGAUAAGUAUACUGUAUCAAGAUUAAUUGGCGCACCACCAGGAUAUUUAGGUUAUGAAAAAGGAGGUGAACUUACAAAUUUUGUUAAUGAAAAUAAAAAUAGUAUUAUUUUAUUUGACGAAGCUGAAAAAGCAAAUAAAUAUAUAUACGAUAUACUUUUACAAGUACUAGAUGAAGGUGUAUUAACAGAUUCAAAAGGUAUAAAAGUAUUUUUUAAUAAAUCUAUAUUAAUUUUUACAAGUAAUAUAGGUUCUUCUAUUUGUAAAAAUAAUAAAUUUAAAUUUAAUAAUAUUAUAUUUAAAAAUGUAAUUAAAGAACUUAAAAAAUUUUUUAGAAUUGAAUUUUUAAAUAGAAUUGAUGAUAUUUUAAUUUUUAAUUAUUUAGAUUUAUUUUCAAUUUAUAAACUUAUGGAUAAAUUUUUAUUUAAUAUAUCUAAAUUUUGUAUAAAUAUUAAUAAAAUUAAAUUAUUUUUAUCAUUAAUUUUUAAUAAAAAUAAUACUAAUAUUAGAAAAAUUAUUAGAAUUUUAGAUAAUAAUAUUAUUAAUAAAAUAUAUAAUUUUGAAAAUAAUAAUAUUAGUAUAGAUAUUUGUGGUAAAUCUUUAGUAUAUAAAAAUAAUAUAUAA